GAAGUAGGGUGCCCCAGCCCGGGGACCGGGAGCCGGGCACCGAGAGCGGGCGGGGGGAAGCGGCCCCGAAGUUUGCCUCACUUGCCGGGCGCUGCGGCGGCUCCUGUGGCCGAGGUUUAUUUUCUUGAAAAGACUCCAGGCUUUGGCUUGGAAAAUCCAACCGCCAAAAUUGAGCCCAGCAGCUGGAGCGGCAGCGAAAGCCCUGCCGAAAACAUGGAAAGGAUGAGUGACUCUGCAGAUAAGCCGAUUGACAACGAUGCGGAAGGGGUCUGGAGCCCUGACAUUGAGCAGAGCUUUCAGGAGGCGCUGGCUAUCUACCCGCCAUGUGGGAGAAGAAAAAUCAUCUUAUCAGACGAAGGCAAAAUGUAUGGUAGGAAUGAAUUAAUAGCCAGAUACAUCAAACUCAGGACAGGGAAGACGAGGACCAGAAAGCAGGUGUCUAGUCAUAUACAGGUCUUAGCAAGAAAGAAAGUUCGAGAAAUUCAAGCCGCCAUUAAGGUGUCUAGUCACAUUCAGGUUCUUGCCAGAAGGAAAUCUCGUGAUUUUCAUUCCAAGCUAAAGGUUACAAGCAUGGAUCAGACUGCAAAGGACAAGGCCCUGCAACACAUGGCAGCCAUGUCAUCAGCCCAGAUCGUCUCUGCCACUGCCAUUCACAACAAGCUGGGGCUGCCUGGGAUCCCACGCCCCACCUUUCCUGGGGCACCAGGGUUUUGGCCUGGAAUGAUACAAACAGGGCAGCCAGGAUCCUCACAAGAUGUCAAGCCCUUUGUGCAGCAGGCCUACCCUAUUCAGCCAGCGGUUACAGCCCCCAUUCCAGGGUUUGAGCCUGCAUCAGCCCCAGCUCCCUCAGUCCCUGCCUGGCAGGGCCGUUCCAUUGGCACAACCAAGCUUCGCCUGGUGGAAUUUUCAGCUUUUCUCGAACAGCAGCGAGACCCAGAUUCGUACAACAAACACCUCUUCGUGCACAUUGGGCAUGCCAACCAUUCUUACAGUGACCCAUUGCUUGAAUCAGUGGACAUUCGUCAGAUUUAUGACAAAUUUCCUGAAAAGAAAGGUGGCUUAAAGGAACUAUUUGGAAAGGGCCCUCAAAAUGCCUUCUUCCUUGUAAAAUUCUGGGCUGACUUAAACUGCAAUAUUCAAGAUGAUGCCGGGGCUUUUUAUGGCGUAACCAGUCAAUAUGAGAGUUCUGAAAAUAUGACAGUCACCUGUUCCACCAAAGUGUGCUCCUUUGGGAAGCAAGUAGUAGAAAAAGUAGAGACGGAGUAUGCAAGGUUUGAGAAUGGCCGAUUUGUAUACCGAAUAAAUCGCUCCCCAAUGUGUGAAUAUAUGAUCAACUUCAUCCACAAGCUCAAACAUUUACCAGAGAAAUAUAUGAUGAACAGUGUUUUGGAAAACUUCACAAUUUUAUUGGUGGUUACAAACAGGGACACACAAGAAACUCUCCUCUGCAUGGCCUGUGUAUUUGAAGUUUCAAACAGUGAACACGGCGCACAACAUCAUAUUUACAGGCUUGUAAAGGACUGAACAUGAUUAUUUAUAUAUAUAGAUAUCUGUAUGUAUAUACACACACUAUGUGCACACACACACUCUCCAUUAUCAAACGACUGACUGUAAACCUCACCACACAGAGUGGUGGUGCCCUGGCCCCGAGGUCACCCCAAUUUUUCUAAAUCUUGUUUGAGUGAAGUCAUUUUUUUUCAUGUGUUCAUUCUGUCAUAGCUGUGAAGUUCUGGUACAGUUGUAAAAAGAAAAAUUGAAUAGUUUCUAUGUGUUCUUCAGAUCUGUCGUAUACAAUUCCUCGGGAAAGGGGAAACUUAACAACCUAAGUCUCUCUCUCUGCAGAGACCUGUUUCUUAUUGUGGUAGAAAAUACUGAGACAGAGCAUUGGCCAUGGGACAUUUACUGCCUUUAUACAAAUGUAUUUAGUUCUCUCUUUUUAUUUCAACAUAAAAUUCUUGUUUUAAGAUACAAGUAAAAUUAAUCUUUAAAUAUAAAUGUAAAUUAGUACACAAAACUAAGAAUCUUUAGACUUAUCUUUGUAACUAAUUAGGGUGGAAGUUAUGAAAGAAUGUAAUUCACUAAAUUAUUUUUUAAAUGAAACCUUUCUUUUUUUGAAACCAAAUGUUAAACUAUAGCCUUAAGAAAUGCUUGGUAGAAAUAUUCUAAUGAGAAAAAUUUGUACUUCUUUCCUCAAGGUUAAAACUAAUCUCCUAAUCCAUUAAACUCUUAAACAAGGUAAUACAAAGGAAGAAGACUUCACCCCUUAUCCUUAACAUAUAUAGUAUAUUUAAAAAAUGUAAAAUUGUAUUGUACUAAUGUGAUGAUUGAUUAUUUAAUGAAAAAGAAAAGAUGGCUCUUUUUUGCAAUAAGUAGAUAAAUACUGAAAAAUUUAAGCUUACAAUGUUUAUAGUCUUGUGUGUGCAGUUAUAUUUUAUAUGGACAACCAAAUUUUUUAUUGAGAUGAGUAAAUAUUCGAUCCACUGAAAUUUAAUAGCAAAAGUCUAAAAUUGGCAUGAAUACUGCACUGUGAGCUGCAAAGAAUAGAGAAUCCUGUGGCUGGGAGAAAACUUCAUUGACCAAACAAGUAAAAGGCUCAUCAGUUAGGGUCUCUGCUCCCCCAGAAUGUUGCGAGCAUCCCCACCAGCCUGUGGAUAAAUUCUUUAUUUCUGAUGACCCAAUAUAAGUAGGAACCUGCUAUAACUGUAACUAUGUGUGUAAAUAUGUGUACUGAGUAUGUACACAUAUACAUCUGUGGCUGUUCCACUCCCAUUGAACAUCUGUUUAGUAGUACUCAGUUAGCUAGGUGCUGAUGUGUGUACGUAUCUCAAUCUGUGUCUGUAGUCUUAGAUCUGUUCUCUCUAAGGAUGCCCAGUACAGCGCUUGUUGGACUUAGGUUUAAGAAUUCCAUCCAUCUUUGGACUUUUGCUACCAGGCUCAUUCAGGAGGUUCUCUUUCCUAACUAAAUAUUCCAAAGCCUUGCCUGGGCAGAGUUGGUUUGAUUGGGCCACAUGUCUUGGGUAAUUUCCAAAAGUGCUUCAUCGAGGAGGGAAGAGGAAGCCUUCUUUAAAGAAAAUGUGUUUUUGUAAUCGUUUGGAAUAUGUGAACACAAUAGGAUAUGAAGUAAGUCUUGUUAUUUACAAUCCAUGGCAAGAUUUUUUUCCACCAAGGCUAGAAAGUACCACACCAAGUGACUUACUCUGUCCCUUUCCCUGCCAUCUGCUCUAACCCUCUUGUGCAUUGUUCAGCAUUUUGGGGCCAUGAGUGUAGUAUUUGGAUGGCUUGUC
Messenger RNA from Dipodomys spectabilis (banner-tailed kangaroo rat), 3284 nucleotides. It is a transcript of the gene Tead1, whose product is annotated as TEA domain transcription factor 1. The record is from RefSeq and is a predicted model, not a curated record. Bases 214 to 1524 code for a protein of 436 amino acids. Lineage: Eukaryota; Metazoa; Chordata; Mammalia; Rodentia; Heteromyidae. Gene Ontology annotation, biological process: embryonic organ development; hippo signaling; regulation of transcription by RNA polymerase II. Gene Ontology annotation, molecular function: RNA polymerase II cis-regulatory region sequence-specific DNA binding; DNA-binding transcription factor activity, RNA polymerase II-specific. Gene Ontology annotation, cellular component: transcription regulator complex. The transcript has 14 exons.